Molecule: messenger RNA, 2727 nt
Organism: Closterium sp. NIES-65
Lineage: Eukaryota; Viridiplantae; Streptophyta; Zygnematophyceae; Desmidiales; Closteriaceae
Source: the annotation of a GenBank genome assembly
AUGCGAGUUUCGUUCCACGUGCCUCGUGGAUUCUACUCACUGUCGUCGUCCUACCUUACCUACCCGUCGCACCCACCAGUCGCUCCAUCCAUUCGUUGUCGCAAGCCAGCCGUUGCUGUGUUCACCGAGGCUCGCGAGUCCUCGUGUCGUGAGGCCACGUGUCCGUGUCGCCUCGCCUUCACCGCCAUCCUUCGCGUCGACCCGCUCUCCGCGUUGACCUCGCCGCCGCUCUCGCGACUAUCGCCUCUCCGAGCGCGCGCUCUCGUCGCGAUGCCCACCCACCUGCCGCACGCCGACGUUGCCUCCCCCGCCACCCACGCGCUGCACUCCUCGCCGUCGGCCCUCAUGCCUCCACCAGGGGCCACCGCCGCCUCCCCCUUGCCCUCCACGCCCUCCCCCUCGCAGCCCGGCUCCUACCCCAUGUCGCGCGUCGCUCCCCCUUACGCACUUGCCGCUAACGCGCCGGGCGGACUGGCAGGUGGCGCAAUGGGGGGAAUGAUGAGCCCCACGGCGAGCGCGCAGCUGCGCUCGUCUGCGCUUGCCAACAACCCUAACGCCUCUUCGCAAGGUGCGCCUUCCCCCUCCGCCAUGCCGCCAAAUAUGGGGAAGGCCGGCGCUUCCCCAAGCUCCUCUGCUUCGCUGCCCGCCCUGCCCUCCUCCCUGCACCUCCCUGGCAACAUGCGCGGCCCCCAGUCCGCCCCCACCAUGUCGUCGCACUUCUCCCCCUCCUCAGCCGCCCCCCAAUACCCCUCACAGGCGCAAUCCGCGUCGCCUGGCGGAGCCUCCUAUUCCCCCUCUGCGCCGCACCUGCAGCAGCAAGGCUACAGCGCCAGCCCAGGGGGAGGCGCGCGGGGCGGAAUGCAGCAGGUUGGGGGAAGCGGAGGGCAGGGGGGAACGGAGCAGGCAGAGCAGCAUGGGAGGGGGGUGGUGGGGUCAAGCGGCAUGGGAUAUGGAGCCAGGGGACAGGCAGGCGCACAGGUGGAUGCGCGCAUGCAGCUGGAGCCCGAGGUGGAGGAGGUGCUGCUGGACCUCGCCGACGACUUCAUCCAAUCCGUGACGGCGUUUGGGUGUCAGCUGGCGAGGCAUCGCAAGGCGCAGGUGUUGGAGGCCAAGGACGUCCUGCUGCACCUCGAGCGCAGCUGGCACAUGCGCAUCCCUGGCUUCACGGGGGACGAUUACCGCGUCUACAAGCGCCCUGUCAGUUCUCUUCCUGCACCCUCUCACUGCUCUUGCUUCGCCCUCUCAGUGCUCUUGCUGUGUGUUGCACGUAUGGUGACGUUCAGAUUGCUUUCCGGGUGCGAUGUAUAUGGCUUGGGCAGUGAUGGGGCAUGGUACGGUGUGCUUGUGAUGCGGCACCAGGACCUCACAUGCUCUCCGUCUUCAUCUGCACCCUUCCUUGCGGCUGUGCUCGCCGGGCCGUGCCCUCCAUCUCGCUCUGUGCAGCCUGUCACGGAGGCGCAUCGCCAACGCCUCGCAGCAGUGAGUGCCUUCUCGCUGUGUUGCUCCUCUGCUGCAUCUCUUGCUGCAUACCCAUCUGUUCGCCGCUCUGCAGCCAUCGCAGCCAACGAGGCUCACGCCUUGCCCUCUGCUGCUGCUGCCCCCGGCUCCAACGCCCCCCAUGGCCACACUGCUGCUGCUGCAGCAGCACACGCAGCACAGGCUGGCGGGUUGGAGCAGGGAGCACAUGCGAGCAUGGCGAAGCUCACAUCUCCCAACUUCAAGGGACCCGGAGGAGCAUCAGGGCCGUUGAGUCCUGUGGGAGGCACGAGACGCGCAGUAGAGGCGUUGACGCUAGCGCACGGGGAGGGCGCAAUCACACUCCCGCUGUUUGCCCUUUCCCCUCUUUUCACGUUCCAUGCGCCCCACGUGCUGUUUCCCCCGCGUGUCUGCUCCGUGCGCCCCUUGACGGGGGUUGCAGGGGUGAGUCCGGCGCUGCUGCAGGAGAUGGGCGAGGAGGAGCGGACGCCGAUUCAGAAGUGGCUGAACCCGGGGCAGGACGAGCUGCCGGACGACGUGCCCAUGAGCAUCUGGGACCACCUCGAGGAGCUGCGCGAGCGCGUGCUGGUGUCCGUGGGCGCCGUGGGCGCCGCCAUCCUGCUCUGCUUCUUCUUCAGCCGCGACCUCGUGGUGUUCCUCGAGGCCCCCGUGUACGCCCAGGGCGUGCGCUUCCUGCAGCUCUCGCCAGGGGAAUACUUCUUCACCACGCUCAAGGUGGCGGGGUACUGCGGGCUGCUGCUGGGCGGGCCGGUGAUUCUGUACGAGGUGAUAGCGUUUGUGGUGCCGGGGCUGACAGCCAGCGAGCGGCGGUUCCUGGCGCCCAUAGUGUUUGGGUCGUCCGUGCUCUUCUACUCGGGCAUUGCCUUCAGCUACUCCGUGCUCACGCCCGCCGCACUCAACUUCUUCAUCUCGUAUGCCGAGGGCGUGGUGGAGUCGCUGUGGUCCAUCGACCAGUACUUUGAGUUCGUGCUGCUCCUCAUGUUCUCCACUGGCAUCUCCUUCCAGGUGCCGGUGAUUCAGCUGCUGCUGGGGCAGCUGGGGCUGGUGACGGCAGAUCAGAUGCUGGGCAUCUGGCGCUACGUGGUGGUGGGGGGAGUCACAGCCGCCGCCGUGCUCACGCCCUCCACCGACCCGCUCACACAGUGCCUGCUGGCAGGGCCCCUCAUCGGCCUCUACAUGGGCGGCGCCUACCUCGUCAAGCUGCUCGAAGGCUCCAAGUCCCCCGCGUAG